Molecule: messenger RNA, 249 nt
Organism: Strongylus vulgaris
Lineage: Eukaryota; Metazoa; Nematoda; Chromadorea; Rhabditida; Strongylidae
Source: the annotation of a GenBank genome assembly
AUGUGCGAGUACACCACGGGGUUACCCAACGUUAUUUCAGGAAUUGAAAAAGGUCAAACAUGGUUGAAGAGAACAUGGAUAGGAUUAGAACGUGCUCAGGCAGAGCAAGACUGGCUCAAAUGGAUUGAUGGCACACCAUUGGACUACGAAUACUGGGCUGAAGACGGGCCACACAUGGCCCAAGGACGUAGUACUUACUGCAUCAAUGUAAGUGCAUCAUUCCCGAUUCCAAUGUUCAAACCAGUAUAG